UUGACCCGCCUCUCUGCAAGAGGAUAGGCUCAUCUAGAAGCGGGUAAAACCCUCACUCUCUCUACAUUUCUCCUCCUCCUCCUCCACUGCUCCACAGGCGUUCUUCUUCUCAGUCCCGCAAAAAACCCUAGCCCGCAUUCCUAUGGUUUCCAUUCCUUGCAGCUAUUCUGUGGCAGCUCGCCUACCGCGGUUCUCCGAUCUAUCUGAAACUCACUUCCCCAACCUCUCACGCCAUGCUCGAUUUCACAAAUGCCGAUCGGCUUCUGGUCCUAUAACCGCCGUCGGAACUAACUCUUCCGGCACCGAUCCGCUCGACGGGAAGCCGCAGCCUCCGAGGACGUUAUUUCCCGGCGGAUUCAAGCGCCCGGAGAUAAAGAUUCCGAGUUUGGUGCUUCGAUUAGGCGCGGAUGAGGUGCUUCGCUGGGACGAUGCGGGCGCCGCGCUGGGCGAAGCAAUAUCGAUGGGGGUGGGGAUCGUCGUGCUCGACGUUGGGGAGCAGAGCGGCGGCCGGUUAUAUGAGGCAGCCUGUUUGUUGAAGUCUGCUUUGGGCGACAGAGCUUACCUUCUGAUUUCGGAGCGUGUGGAUGUUGCUGCCGCUGUUGGGGCCGGUGGAGUUGUUCUCUCUGAUCAGGGAAUUCCUGCCAUAGUGGCAAGGAAUAUGUUGUCCAAAUCAAAAUCUGAUGCCGUUUUUCUCCCCAUUGUGGCAAGAGAGGUACAUAAUGCAAUCUCUGCAGAGCAUGCAGCAAGUUCUGAUGGUGCUGACUUUAUUAUAAUCUGUAAUGGAAGUGGGAACUGGAAAAGGGUGAUUGAAGAAUCAUUUACCCAUUACGUCAAGGUGCCCAUCUUUUUAAAUAUGGAAUCUUCUGGAGACAGUUUAGCUGCUGAUGUGCUGUCCAAAUUACUACAACUCGGAGCAUCUGGAGUAGUUAUAUCCACAGACUCUCUGAAGCUAUUUAGUAAUGGUUACUUGGAGAAGAUUUUCUUAGCCAAACAUGGGUCAAUAAGAGUAUUACAAGAUGGCUUUGCAGAUUCCAGUAAAAUGAAAGUAGAUGGUUUUACAAGCAUGUUUAAUAUGGUGAAGGGGAUUGCUGGAUUUAUGAAGCUUGAUGACAAAGAGAUAAAGCUUCUAGAGAUGGAAAGUCUUUUGUUAAAGGAAGCUAUUGCAGUUAUACACAAGGCUGCGCCAAUGAUGAGUGAAGUUGCACUGCUUGUCGAUGCUGCUUCUCGCCUUAAGGAGCCCUUUUUAAUGGUUAUUGUGGGUGAGUUUAAUUCUGGAAAAUCAACUGUUAUAAAUGCUCUCCUUGGAAGAAGGUACCUGAAGGAAGGAGUAGUUCCCACAACAAAUGAGAUAACUCUGUUAUGCUACUCUAAGACGGACUCCAACAAAGAGGAGCGAUGUGAAAGAAACCCUGAUGGCCAAUUCAUAUGCUAUGUUUCUUCUCCAAUUCUCAAGAAUAUGAACCUAGUUGAUACACCUGGUACAAAUGUGAUUCUUCAGAGGCAGCAACGUCUCACCGAAGAAUUUGUUCCUCGUGCUGAUUUAGUUCUUUUUGUUAUUUCAUCGGAUCGACCAUUGACUGGAAGUGAGGUAUCCUUUCUUCAAUAUGUACAGCAGUGGAAGAAAAAAGUUGUUUUUGUUCUAAACAAAAUGGAUCUUUAUCAGAACUCCAGUGAGCUUGAGGAAGCUACAGUAUUCAUCAAAGAGAACACACAGAAACUUCUUGGCAUUGGAGAUUUGCGGCUAUAUCCUGUAUCUGCACGGUCUGCACUUGAAGCGAAGCUUUCUGCUUUAUCUUUUAAUGCUCGAAACUAUGAGGAGCUCUUGUAUAAUGAUCCUCGCUGGAUUUCGAGUAAAUUUGGUGAGCUUGAGAAUUUCUUAUAUAGCUUCCUGGAUGGUUCAACUGACACUGGUAUGGAACGAAUGAAGCUUAAGCUUGAGACACCAGUCGCUAUUGCGGAGCGCCUAUUGGAUUCUUCUGAAAGGCUGCUUCUGCAGCAACAGGACGAAGCAUCUCACGAUCUGAUCUCUAUCAAAGAAGUUGUUGGUAGCACUAAAGAUUAUGCCAUGAAGAUGGAAAAUGAGAGCUUAUUAUGGAAGAAAAAAGUAGUUUCUAUGAUUGAAGCAGCGGAAUCUCAAGCUGUAGAGCUCAUGGAGUCGACUCUUCAGCUUUCUAAUAUUGAUCUCAUCACAACAUAUGCUUUCAAAGGAGAAAAAUCGAGACCUAUAGCUUCCACUUCAACCUUACAGAAUGAAAUCAUCAUCCCUGCUCUCUCUGGUGUGCAGAGAUUACUUGGAGAGUAUUCAGAAUGGUUGCAAUGUGAGUUCGUUAGUGAGGGAGAGCUUUGCUUGGAACGCCUUCAAAAACAGUGCAAUAAAGGCCUCGGCCUUAGGGAUGUCAUGCAAGCGAACACAGUGGGACUUACAGAACAUGGAGAAAAGCUCAGCACAAAGGUGAUGGAGGACUUCAGUGCCAGUGCUGCUUCGAGACUUUGUGAACAAGAAAUUCGUGAAGUUGUUUAUGGAACUUUUGGAGGGCUAGGGGCAGCAGGUCUAUCUGCAUCUCUUCUAACGUCCGUGCUACCAACGACGCUGGAAGAUCUCGUUGCUCUGGCGUUUUGUUCUGCUGGCGGAUUUCUGGCAAUAUCAAAUUUUCCUGCGCGGCGGAGAGAAGCAAUACAGAAGGUGAGAAAAGUGGCAGAUAAGUUGGCCAUCAGAGCGGCAGAAGCGAUGCAGACAGAACUUCUGCAUGCCUCUGAGAGAUUACAUGCCUAUGUUGAGUUCAUCAGCAAACCCUAUCAGGAUUCUGCUCAGCAGAGGGUUGAUUCCUUGCUGGCAACUGGAGAAGAGUUGGCAGCCACGGCGAAGCAGUUGCAGCAUUUGAAAGCUGAAAUUCAGACCCUUCAUGUACUUCAGCCAAGAGCACGCCAGAUCCACUAGCGUCGCCCACGUAGUACCCAGGAGGAAAGCGCUGCCCAGAGAAUGUGUUAAUAUAUAUGGAAUUUUCUCUAAAUAAAAAUUGAAUAAAUUUAUACUUCUAAAAAAAAUUAUAAAAAUCAUUUUAUA
Messenger RNA from Phalaenopsis equestris, 3064 nucleotides. RefSeq names its product probable transmembrane GTPase FZO-like, chloroplastic. Gene Ontology annotation, cellular component: chloroplast membrane. Bases 143 to 2938 code for a protein of 931 amino acids. The transcript has 12 exons. The record is from RefSeq and is a predicted model, not a curated record. Lineage: Eukaryota; Viridiplantae; Streptophyta; Magnoliopsida; Asparagales; Orchidaceae. Gene Ontology annotation, molecular function: GTP binding. Gene Ontology annotation, biological process: thylakoid membrane organization.